This is a messenger RNA of Ilex paraguariensis (yerba mate), 828 nucleotides long. The record is from the annotation of a GenBank genome assembly. NCBI's taxonomy places the organism in Eukaryota, Viridiplantae, Streptophyta, Magnoliopsida, Aquifoliales, Aquifoliaceae.
AUGGAAUCACCCAAACCUAAUGCAAUGAGGACGAAGCCAGACCAUCUAUAUCAAUGUGGGGAUUGUGGCACCCAAGACCCACCCUUCCUCUACAACCUACGUCACCGAGGCAUCUACCGUCGAAUGUGUACUUCCUGCGUCCUCAACAACAACUUGUCCUCCUUUUGCCCACUCUGUUUCGACGUCUACGAUCACCACCCUCCUCCUUCUCACCUGCGUGUCAUGUGCCUCCACUGCCCUUCCAUUUCCCAUCUUCAAUGCGUUCGCUCCUCCACCACUUUUUUCAAUUCUGCCUACCAAUGUCCUCAAUGUUCAAACCCUAACUUCACUUUUUUCAAAAUUGGAGGAAAAUCCAAUACUACUGGUGCUACCCCUAUUACUAAGAGAGUCAGAGUCAAUGAUGGAAAAGCAAAGCCCAGCAAAGCUCGUACGGUGAUUAAUGAGGAUUUGGCCAAGCAAUUGGUGGCUGCAGCCAGGAUUGCGGCGGCGUCCAUGAACAAAGCGGCGGUUGUGGCUACGGUUGAGGCUGAGAGGAGGGUUAAAGAAGCCGCGGUUGCCAGGGGCCGGGCUAAAGAAGCAUUGGAGCGUGUUGCUUAUUUGGUGGCAAAGGAAAAAUUGGAAUCUACAUCAAUGCCAGGACAGCACAAGGUAAAACCCCAAGUUGAUACUUGUACCUUAACCAAAAGGAAUCUGACUCAGAACCAAAUUAGAGCAGAUGAAUUUGAAUCGAAAAACACUGAGAAAGUAAGAGGGGGGAAGGAGGGCAACAGGCUGCAUUCGGGACACUCUCGACACAUGCAAAGUGGUUAUGGUAGGCAAGAAGACUAA